UGCUCUCUGCUGAGCGCGGGGAAGGGGGCGCCUGCCCAGAAGGGAGGAGCGAGCUCUGAAGCCUUUUUGGUCGUUUGGUAGCCAUAGGCAUCAAAUGCAAUGAGGCAAUAUAACAUUUCAGAACUGAGGAAUUUCCCUUUUUCAUUUAAGAGUGCUGUUUGAGGCAGCUUACGAAUAUAAGCAGCAUAAAACAGAAGCCGGCCAUUUUAAAAUCUGAUAAGAAAUGGUGAGCAGCCAACCUGUUCCUAUCUCAGACAAUGGUAAAAGGAAAAAGAAGAAAAAGACCAGAGCUUCAGAUCAUUUCCCAGGAAGAUUUGAAGAUUUAUACAAACUUACUGCAGAGUUGCUUGGUGAAGGGUCCUGUGCCAAAGUUCAGGGAGCUGUUAGCUUGCAAAAUGGGAAGGAGUAUGCAGUUAAGAUAAUUGAAAAAAGUGCUGGGCAUAGCCGGAGUCGGGUGUUUCGGGAAGUGGAAACAUUGUAUCAGUGUCAAGGUAACAAGAACAUUUUGGAAUUAAUAGAAUUUUUUGAAGAUGAUGCAAGAUACUACCUUGUCUUUGAAAAGCUGCUUGGAGGCUCUAUCCUGGUCCAUAUACAAAAGCAAAAGCACUUUAAUGAGAGAGAAGCCAGCAGGGUAGUGAAAGAUAUUGCCUGUGCUCUGGAUUUUCUUCACACAAAAGGUAUUGCUCAUCGAGAUCUGAAGCCAGAAAACAUACUGUGUGAAUCUCAUGAUAAGGUUUCACCGGUGAAAAUUUGUGACUUUGAUCUUGGGAGUGGAGUGAAGCUCAACAGUGCGUGUACUCCAAUAACUACACCUGAAUUGACUACUCCAUGUGGUUCUGCAGAGUACAUGGCCCCUGAGGUGGUAGAAGUAUUCACAGAUGAAGCCACGUUCUAUGACAAGCGCUGUGAUCUGUGGAGCUUGGGUGUGAUUUUGUACAUCAUGUUAAGUGGCUAUCCUCCUUUUGUGGGGAAUUGUGGUACAGACUGUGGCUGGGACAGAGGAGAAGUCUGCAAAAUUUGCCAGAACAAGCUCUUUGAAAGUAUCCAAGAAGGCAAGUAUGAGUUUCCUGACAAGGACUGGUCUCAUAUCUCCAGUGAUGCCAAAGAUCUGAUCUCCAAGUUGCUAGUUCGUGAUGCCAAAGAGCGACUGAGUGCUGCUCAGGUUCUGCAACAUCCAUGGGUGCAAGGGAAUGCUUCUGAAAGAGGACUGCCUACACCACAAGUUCUUCAAAGGAACAGCAGCACAAAAGAGCUCACUCUCUUUGCAGCUGAGGCUAUUGCUCUAAACCGCCAGCUCUCCCAGCAUGAGAACCAUCUCAGUGAAGAGGAAGAAAGUAUCACUCAGGCCAUAUGCUCCAUGAAGCUUUCUCCCCCCUCAAAAUCCCGCCUUGCCAAACGCAGAGCUAUGAGUCAGGCCACAAAAAACAGUGAAUUCCAACCAGCCACUCCUGCUGCCCUUUGAUACUCAUUCUCCAGUUGUCAGCACUGGGGUGUGUGUGUGUGUGUGUGUCAAGUUUUGUAUAAUUAUUUUAAAGGUCUCUGGGUUUAUCAGUGUUAAGACUUUGUAGAACAAAGCUUGUAAUGAAGUGAUUUAAAGGACAGUUUUCUUGAAAUGUCUUUUUUAAAAUUUGAAAAAUGUAAUGAAUUGUAUAAAGUUUUUAGAUGCUGCUACUGUAUUAAUGACACAACAAGACUAUAAUUACAUACCAGUUUCUGUAACUAGAGUAUACAUUUCCAUGACCAGCCCUUUGGCUAGUAGAAGUAUAACCGAAUGAGCUAGAAGUAGUUGUAUGGUGCUGUUACUCUGCCUGUAUCUACCAUAUAAUGGUGGUAGCCCAUCCUCCAGGAAGCUUCACAUAGUUCACCUUUCCUAUAAGAAUGGAGUUAUGUUACUCUUAACUUGUAUGGAUGUAUAGAAACAUGCUUUUAGAAUGAAUAGGGGCACAGCUGUUUCAAUGAGAGUGUGAUCUCCAUAGAAGUAAUCUGCUCUCCCCCCCCCCCAUUUCAUCACAGAUGGAGACUGCAUCUUAAGUAUGGCAUUGGCAAAAAGCACUUUGGGGAGAAGCGCCUCAAUAUAGAAAGGCUUCCUGCCUUUAGCAAAGUCUGCCUUGUAGUUCCGAUUUCCAAGUCAUUCUGUUACAUUGCUUCUACUUGAAGUAUGUAAUUUUCUGAGCAUUUUCAAAGGAGUGUACCUUCUCACUAUCCUAGCUCCUAUAUAGAAUGCCCUGGGAAAUUCUUACCAUGAUAGUAACAUCUGUAAGGUCUUUUGGGGGUGGGGUUUUCCUACCAAAACAUGUGCCAUGAGAAAUAUGGAAUGUUGCAUUUGUUUGAGCAGCAAUGACAAAGUUUUAUACUUCACCACUCUUCAGUGCAGUCCCACCAUAGGAAAGAGCUUAUAGAGGUGCUUGCAUCAUGGUGGUGCUUUGAAUAGGCUGUGACUCCAAGGACAAGGGAAUUCAAGGCUCAGUGCAGCAGUCGUGCUGUGCUGCUAGCCCUAGGUAAAUGUGUGCUGAAAAGCAUUAGGAUGCCUGGUCUCUUGCUGCUUAUGGCCUUUGCGUGUCAACUGUCAGCACAAAUGAUUCUUAAAAAAAAAGAAAUUGGAAUGUAUACAUAGUACCUGUCCUCCUCGCCUCCCCUUUGUCCCACUAAGAAGCACCUGAUUCUCCCAGUCACUUACAUAAGCUCCCCCUACCCCCAAUUUGGUGUGUUAAUAUCACAGCUGUUUCCUUAAUACAAGGAUUGUGCAGAAUUUUUGAACAAAAGUGUCUUGUGUAUUUGCAAUCAAUAUUUCCUUGUCGAUCUCACAAGCAAGCACUUGGAAAGCACCUAAUUAUUUGGUAUUUUAUUAUUUUGAUGAGACUUGCUUCAGGUACGGUGCUGAACUUCUACUUGUACAAAAGUUUGCAGCUUUUGUGAUAAGCAGU
This is a messenger RNA of Gekko japonicus, 2924 nucleotides long. It is a transcript of the gene MKNK1, whose product is annotated as MAP kinase interacting serine/threonine kinase 1. The record is from RefSeq and is a predicted model, not a curated record. Bases 224 to 1462 code for a protein of 412 amino acids. Gene Ontology annotation, molecular function: calcium/calmodulin-dependent protein kinase activity; ATP binding; calcium-dependent protein serine/threonine kinase activity. The transcript is spliced from 14 exons. Lineage: Eukaryota; Metazoa; Chordata; Lepidosauria; Squamata; Gekkonidae. Gene Ontology annotation, biological process: peptidyl-serine phosphorylation; intracellular signal transduction; protein autophosphorylation. Gene Ontology annotation, cellular component: cytoplasm; nucleus.